Amoebophrya sp. A25 is the source of this 826-nucleotide messenger RNA. Lineage: Eukaryota; Dinophyceae; Syndiniales; Amoebophryaceae. The record is from the annotation of a GenBank genome assembly.
UCAAAGGAGUAUGAGGAAAUCAGACGCCUUGGCGCCGGCGCGUUUGGUGAAGCCUAUCUGAUUCGCGAGGUGGGUUCAGCGGGCGGAAAGAGCAGAAGGCAACUGGUGGCGAAGCGGUGCGCAAUUUCCAGGAUAGCAACCGAGAGGGACCGCAAGGCGUCUCUGCGGGAAAUACAACUUCUUCGACAGUUGCGGCAUGCGUGCGUCGCUGAGCUCGUGGACAUUUUAGUGCCGAGUCGUCGGGAAUACUGUCUCAUUAUGCCGUAUUACAGCCGGGGAGACCUACAGAGCCGCAUCGUCCGUCGGCGAGCUCGUUCACUUAAGGAAGAGAGAAGUCGUCGAGAUGUUGACGAGAACAACGUGGACGCAAAGGCUCUAAGAACCUGGCCUGCAAUGCGAAUUCUUAAUUGGUUUACCCAGCUGCUGCAGGCGUGCGAGUACAUUCAUGGGCGCGGUGUGCUACACCGAGAUAUCAAGCCGGGCAAUGUAUUUGUGACUUGGGGCGACAACAUCGUGUUGGGUGACUUUGGUGUCUCGAAAAGCUUUAUCGAGGAACGGCGAGUGGCACUACCCUCUGCAGCAGCACGCAGGCAUGAGACAACCGGGAUAUGCUCACAGAGAAAAGCUGGCCAUGAACAAAAGAUGAUCCAUAUCUCGCCACCGGAAUACUUGCGCAAGGAGCGGUGCAUGCGUCAGCGAGAUAGCAGAGAGCGAACACGUGGGACGACUCAGCUCCUGGACACAAAUGCGAUGCGGGAGAUGUCUGCUGCUGUUGGUUCACCUCAGUACAUGGCCCCCGAGUGGUUUGCUACCACAUCACAGGAAC